GUUACAUCUGUCCUUCUACCACAUGCAAAUAUUGUGUGUUAUUUUCCAGUUGCUAAAAGGUUCACGUCCCCUGUGUUAAAUUUAGUUAACCAACUGCUAUUUUCAACUAUGCCUGCACAGAAGAAACCAUUUUCUCGCCUUCCUUCGACUGUUGUACCAGUCAACUACAAUCUUUGGUUAAAACCGUGCCUUAAAAAUUUUGUGUUUGAGGGGAAACAGCAGAUUGAUGUGAAGGUUAAUGAAGCAACAAACAAUAUCGUGCUCAAUUGUUUGGACAUCAAAAUUGCUUCAGCCAGCUUUACAGCAGAAGGAAAGUCUGCAAUAGCUUCUUCGGACAUUUCGUUUCAAGUAGAGAAUGAAAAAGUGGUCAUCCAAUUUCCAAGUGACCUACCCAUAGGCAAUGGUGUGUUAGACAUGAACUUUACUGGAGAACUCAACAACAAAAUGAAAGGAUUCUACAGAAGCAAGUACGUUAGUGGAAAUGGUGAGGAAAAGUUCGCUGCUGUUACUCAGUUUGAAGCAACAGAUGCAAGGAGAUGUUUCCCUUGUUGGGAUGAACCAGCAAUGAAAGCAACAUUUGAUACAACACUGGUAGUGCCUAAAGACCUGGUCGCACUUUCAAACAUGAAUGUAAUUGAUGAAAGUGUGUACAGCGAAGACAACACUUUGAAAGUGAUGAAAUAUGCACAGACACCAAUUAUGUCAACAUAUCUGCUUGCUUUUGUAGUAGGUGAAUUUGAUUAUGUUGAAGACCAAACAAGCAAUGGUGUAAAAGUGAGGGUAUAUACCCCUGUUGGUAAAUCUGCACAGGGUAAAUUUGCGCUCGAAGUAGCAACAAAAGCUCUUCCUUUCUACAAAGAUUAUUUCGGGAUCCCUUACCCACUUGCAAAGAUGGAUUUAAUUGCUAUCGCUGAUUUCUGUGCAGGGGCAAUGGAGAACUGGGGCCUGGUAACUUAUCGUGAAACAGCUCUCUUAAUCGACGAGACGAGUUCCUCCGCUCAUACUCGCCAGUGGGUGGCACUGGUGGUAUCCCAUGAACUUGCUCACCAAUGGUUCGGGAACUUGGUCACAAUGGAAUGGUGGACACACUUGUGGUUGAACGAAGGUUUUGCUUCCUUCAUGGAAUACCUGGCAACAGAUCACUGCCACCCGAAGUUUGAUAUUUGGACCCAGUUUGUGACUCAUGAUCUUGUCAGAGCCAUGGACUUAGACUCUUUGGACAACAGUCAUCCCAUUGAGAUACCUGUAGGUCACCCAGAUGAAGUGGAUGAGAUCUUCGAUGCGAUCUCAUACAGCAAAGGAGCAUCUGUCAUCCGGAUGUUGCACAACUGGAUUGGAGACGAGAGUUUCAGAAAAGGCAUGAAUGUUUACUUAAAGAAACAUGCUUACAAGAACGCAUUUACUGAAGACUUGUGGGCAGCACUCGGAGAUGCAAGCGGUAAACCAGUACAGCAGGUUAUGACAACCUGGACCAAACAAAUGGGUUACCCUGUCUUGAAUGUUGAAGUUAAAGAAAGAACCGACAACAGCAUCACUUUAUCGCUCUCACAGAGCAAGUUUAGAGCCAACAGCAUGUCAGCCAACACUGAUGACAGUGCCUCCUUGUGGUCGAUCCCGGUAUCUUUUUCCACAUCCUCCUCCCCCAAAGAGCCGGUGAAGAGCAUUCUGUUUGACUCUCAAACCACUGAAGUGAAGAUCGAUGGCGUAGCAAGAGACGCUUGGGUGAAGCUGAACCCGGGAACCUACGGUUUCUAUCGUGUCCGGUACAGUUCCGAUCUCCUUACUGCACUCCUACCAGCAGUGCGUGAUCGUACUUUACCAGCACGAGAUAGGCUUGGUCUUCAAAAUGAUCUUUUUGCCCUGGCAUCUUCAGGUGUAGCGCCUACCACCGACUUCCUAAAGGCGCUUGCCGCUUACGAGAAUGAGACCGACUUCACUGUAUGGAGUGACGUGGAUGGCAAGAUAGGCACACUGUUUUCAUUGCUGUGGAACAACGACGAAGCUCAUGGCAACUUUAAGAAGUUCACACUUAAACUUAUGAAGCGUACAGCUGAUAACAUGGGUUGGGAAGCAAAGGACGGUGAAGGUCACUUGGAAAGCUUACUACGAAGCCUUGUUAUACGACGUAUGGGCGAAUGCGGAUGUACAAACACUAUCACUGAAUCUGCUAAACGACUUUCAAGCCACCUGGACAAAUCGUGUUGCCUUCACGCCGAUCUACGCGCUCCUGUGUACGGCAACGUUCUUUCCCAUGGUGGUAAAAAAGACCUGGAAACACUGUUAACGCUCCACAAAGAAACCGAUCUCCACGAGGAACGAAACCGCAUCGAACGUUGUCUUGGUUCAGCCAAGGACCCGACUCUUAUUAAAGAAGUUUUAGACUUCGCUAUGUCGGACCGAGUGCGUUCAAACGAUCGUAUCUUCGUUAUCGGUUCGGUUGCUACUAAACACAAGGUGGGCCGAGAUCUUGCAUGGAAAUACACUAAAGAUAACUGGGACACACUACAUGAAAUGUACAAGGGGAUGUUUCUAAUCUCACGCCUGGUUAAGAACACGACAGAGAACUUUGGAACCGAGGAAAUGGCCAAAGACGUUGAAGACUUCUUUGAGAAAAAUCCUGCUAUGGCUGCAGAACGCACGGUCCAACAAUCUAUUGAGCAAAUCCGGCAGAAGUCUGACUGGUGGAAACGUGACGGCGAAGCAAUUUGCGCUUGGCUUAAAGAAAAUACCGCCUAAAUCCGGUUCUGGUCGGUUUUAUGUCGUAGGGUAUUGGCGAAUUGUGCAGGUUUAAUUAUAGAACUGUUUCUGAUGAUUUUUAAAUUAUUCGCAGAAGUUCAUUUACGUUAAAUUAGUUCAGCUCCGAUUUUCCAUUCCAAUUUAUAGAUGUGUUAUAUUGCUUGCCCGAUUCGUCAUGUUAAGUUUUGGUGUUGAACCAGAUACAAACGAAGACCAAUAUGAAAAA
Molecule: messenger RNA, 2962 nt
Organism: Ciona intestinalis (vase tunicate)
Lineage: Eukaryota; Metazoa; Chordata; Ascidiacea; Phlebobranchia; Cionidae
Source: RefSeq, a predicted model, not a curated record